Messenger RNA from Besnoitia besnoiti, 4581 nucleotides. RefSeq lists its product as uncharacterized. Gene Ontology annotation, biological process: mitotic cell cycle; DNA-templated DNA replication; DNA repair. The record is from RefSeq and is a predicted model, not a curated record. NCBI's taxonomy places the organism in Eukaryota, Apicomplexa, Conoidasida, Eucoccidiorida, Sarcocystidae. Gene Ontology annotation, molecular function: chromatin binding. Gene Ontology annotation, cellular component: nuclear replication fork. The transcript has 14 exons. The coding region runs from base 1 to 4581 and encodes 1526 amino acids.
AUGGCGACUUCAUCCAGCCACACUACUCCCACUUUUCUCGCCACUAGCUGGCAGCCCGCGCCCGCCGCUCCGGCUGCCCGCUCUUCACCCCCAGUCGGCAGUGCGCCCCAGAACGGGGCUCGAGUUUUCUGCAUCCCAGGCCCUCCUCUGGCUGCUGACCGUUCAUGCAGCCUGUUCACCUGCGGGUCGCAGACCGGUGUCACACGACUGCAGCCUCUCUUUCGUACAGAUGGCUUGGCAGAGGCGGAUGCAGCCGCCGACCACUGCUCAGCUAGUUUCUCCCUCUCAGCGACAGCUGCAGUGGCUGUGGCACAGAGCGCUGGGUCGCCAGUCGUGGCUGUCGUCCCGAUCGAUUUUUCUGCUAUGGAGUGCCGGCCGGCAGGGAUGACAGCGCCUGAAGAAGAGAGAGAGCCCCAGCGGUUCCUGCCCGCCUUCCCCGUCGUCGUCGGACUGGAAAACGGGCAAGUAUGGCUUUAUGAGUGGCAGCAAGCGGAACCUGGUGGGACAGGAGGCGAGGCUUCUCCAUCAGCCCCAAAAUGCGUGGCACAACACCUGCUCUGUCGGCAAAUGGCUAAGCCCAUCACCAUCUGCAUUGCAAAUGUUCGACGGAAUGCCGAUGUAGAUGAUGACGAGGAGGACAGCCAGAAAUAUCGGUUCGAGGCUUACGUCCUCUACAGCAACGGAAUGGUAGUUGUGUGGAAAAAGGGCAGGAGAGACCGGAAGGAACUCGGGCCAGUAGAGGGUGCAGUUCACAUGAGUGUCGAGGCGGAAGGUCGCUACAUCGCUGUGUCGUCGAGCACCAGGAAGCUCGUUGUGUUCCGAAGGAAGGAGGCGCCCACCGAUGACGACUUCCUAAGUUUCAGCAAAUGCUUUGACCAAGAAGUGUUUCGCAAACAGCUGAAUUCCGCGUGCGCGGCGGGUGUGCAGCUGCAGACAUCGUGGCAUCCCGAUGGCGACUGCCUCUUUUUGCCCGGGGCUUCGUCAGUGCGCAUGCUGAAGACGUCAACGAUGGCGAUCGAGUCGCUCGACUUCGCGUCUUCCGGCUUCGACCCGCUAGUGGUUUUCGACAGAGUUGCCGUCGUCAGAUUGAGCCCACUCGCCUCGUCGCCUCGCCACGGAGAAGCAACAGCCACGGCCGUCGUUCUUCUCGCGUCAGUCCGUUCCUCGAUCCGGGCCUGGGCUGUGGAGCAGCAGCAGCCGCUCUUCUACAUUGAAGCAGGAAGCAAUUCUUCCUCUUCCAAUGGAGAUCGACUUCUUCAAAUAGCCGCAUGGCGUUCCUACUCGGGCGCCUCGAACCAAGCAGGCCACGCCUUUUUUUCACCGGCGUUGGAGAUCGCUCUUGUUCGCGAGGACGGCGCAAUCAGCAUUGUCGGCGUCCGUUCUCAGCGUCUCUUGGAGAUCGUAUCCAAAUCGACAGAGACUAGUGGCUCCGCGGCGACUUCUGUGGAGAAGCAGGUGAAAAGCGAGCCGACAGAGAACGUGAGUGAGACGAACAAAGGCGUGAAUUCCGGAGGAAUGAACGCAGAGGAUGAGGAGACGCCUGAGGCGGAGCAGAACGUGCCUGCGUCUCCAUCUGGAGGGCCGCAAUCUGUGGAAGGCGCGAGCCACGAAGCGGCGGACUCUGCGUCGCCCCCCAGGUCUAGAUCUGGGGGCCUGUCUCCGUCGCCAGUUCGGAUGGGAGCUAAGGAGCAUAGUGACGCUGUGAACAGAAGCGUAAGCGAGAAAAGUUAUGGGGAGAAAAGCCGAGACGUCGUGGCUGGAACUCCCAUGAAGAAGAAGCAUGAUAGGGACAGUGAAGACGAAGGGACCCGAGGGCGGCGAAGCGCCUCGGCGUCAGUUUCGCCCCGCAACGGAGAGAAGAAGAAGAGAAAGGAGCGGAAGAACGCAGCAGACUCGACCCCGGUCCGCCGGUUCAUCGAGAUGCAGGCCGAAGAGGCGAGCGAACACGACGAUGAAAACGACGGCGAGCAGUUGUUUGGAGCAGCCGGGGAGGAGGACGGCGAAGAGUGUCCGCACAAAGGCCAGCGGGAGAAGCGCAAGAGGAAGGCACUCCGAGAGGAGCGCCACAAGAAACGAAGAAAGCAGGACGGCUCGCCACUCGACGGCGAAGACGCGGGCUCGGCGUUGUCGGACUUCGAAAAGGAGAGCGACGCUCCCCCCCUCGACGAGGAGGACGAAGAAGACGACAGCCUGCACACCCUGCUUUCUUCUUUUUCCUUCCUCUCGGGGAAAGACGGCGAGAAGCAAGCCGCCGCCGGAGAGGCUGCCGCCGAUGGAGCCCAUGGCGAGGCCGCGAAAGACGCGGCGUCGUCGCCUCGCUCUGGAGAGAAGGCGCUGCUGGAGACCAUGCGCAAGGCUCUGCUGCAGCUGCACUCCAGGCAGAAGGAGGGGCGGAAGGAGCAGCUGGCGGCGAAGCGCCGCACUCAGCGGCUGCAGAGAGAAAACGCGCGACUUCGCGCAGAGCUCCACGGCCUCCGCAGAACGCACCAGGCCCUGCUCGCGAGAGGCUACGGGCUUGAAGAAGGACGCCGUGGCUGGGAGGUCCACAGAGCCGUGACCCCGGGAGCGUGCAAACAACCUGGAGAUGCCGCCACACCGUGGUGUCUGUUUUGGAAUCAGCACGGCCACGUGACGAAGACGACGGCUGGGGACAAGACGACGCUAGAGAUUUUCAACUUCUCCCCCGCGGCGGCUCUCUCGGGCACCAGCAGAAAGCGCAUCACAGACUACACGAGCGCCUGCAUGGCUGCCCUCAGCAAAGUCGGCGUCGCGCUGGCCUCCGUCGGCUCGACUCGGCCUCUGCUGCCCAGUAGAGUGGAAUUCAGGUCGCUCCAAGACUCCUCGCAGUGGACGAAGACGCUGCCGGUGCCGGAGCGCCCGCUGGGGGUGGCGCUGGGCGACUCGUUCGUCGCGGUGGUGACGUCGAGCGAUCUGCUUCGAAUUUUCUCCACUAGCGGCAUUGCGCUGUCGCUCACGCGCCUGCCAGGCGUCCCCGUCGCCGUCUGCGCCAGCCACCAGCUCUUGUUUGUGGUCGUCGCCACGACGGCAGCCUCUGCGGGCGAGGCGCAGCACCAGCGACAGCGCAGGCGACCCGCGGGCGGCCGCGACGCACAUGACGAGCGAUUCUUCUUCUCCUGCAUGCUCCUCCACGUUCACCCCCCCCCCUCCGCGCCGACUGCGCCCUACUUGCUGCCCUUCGGUUGCCGCGACCGCGUCGCGCAGCUCCCCGCGCUCAUGGCGAAGGCCUUCCCCGCCAUCGACGUCAUUCACGAGGGCCCGCUGGUCCUGAACCAUCCGCUGGACUGGGUCAACAUCUCCACUGGCGGAAUGCCGUCCGUGAAAGACACCUCAGGCCAGGUGUGGAGCUUGCUGCCGUCUUGGGGACGCGCCAUGGAAGGCCCGGUGCCCUACAGCCUCUCUUGGCUGCCGAUUGUGAAUCUCUUCGAAGCGGCAGGCGGCUCUCUGCAGGGCGAUGCGCCGCCGCCUUCAAUCAAGUUCUGGCCGCUCUACGUCGACGAAGCCAAGGGCGAGAUCAUGGUGGUGCGUUUGAAAGCCUCAAAGCUCAGAGAGGCGUCUUCUGGCGACGCCGAGGAAGCGGAGCGCGAGGCGGCGGACGGCGUGUCCUCGGGUGUCUCGUCGCGGCCGCCUCAGGAGCCGUCGUGCGCAGUCGCCGCGCCUAUGUUUGGCUACACGGUGGAGCAGUUGCCGCUGCGUCUGCCGUUCACGGACGUAUGGCCCUAUAUGCGGUGGCGCCAGCUGCUGCUGAAGGACAAGAACUUGAAGGGUGUCGUCGCGCAGACGGGCAGCAGUAAGGGCGACGCCGCGGUGGCCAUGGGGGAAGCCGCACUAGUCCCCUGGCACCAGUUCGACGAGGUCAGGAUGAGAAAUGAAGUCGUGCUGAGGUUCGUCUGCGUCGCGCUGCGCAACUGGGAAGGUGGCGGCGCCGGCGGCGGCGCUGGGGGACCCGAGAAUCAGCAGGACGUCCUCAAGAUGGAGCAGGCGCAGGAGAGCGUCGAGGCCGAGAAGCGCUUCAUGGCGAUAGUGAAAAACCACGACAAAUUCGCCCUGCGAGAGUUCCUCGCUUGCAGAGAAGACAGACGGCUGCACCCUGCGGCGCUAGACGUUGCUGUCCGCUUCAAAAUGCCAAACGUCGCGUCCCACGCGCGCGAGUCUCUCAACGGCGACACGCGAAUGCAGGUCGAAAAACUUCGCGAAGCGCUGGAGUGGCAAGAAUCCGAGGGCCUCCUGGAGGGCGCGGGCGCGCUUUCGCCUCCGCCAGUGGCCGCCGGCGUCGGCUCCUUGCCGGCGUCGCAAGCCUCGUUUUCUGCGCACGCGACUCGAAGCGAAAUCGAAAACCAGCACCCUGCAUUCAGCAAGCGAAGACCUGUCGAAGAGCAGGGCGGGUCGCCAGGCUCCUCCCCGAGGAAAUUCGCGAUGCGCGAUCCUCCCCACGCGGUUGCCGGCAAGUUCGGCUCAGGAGGAAAGGCGGUCAACCCGCUUGAGGCGCCGGAGCGGAAGUCUUGGAUGCGCGCGGGGAGCCGCAGCCACCAGAAGUUCUCGGCAUUCCGGCAAGCAGACUAG